Messenger RNA from Paramecium sonneborni, 4693 nucleotides. The record is from the annotation of a GenBank genome assembly. Lineage: Eukaryota; Ciliophora; Oligohymenophorea; Peniculida; Parameciidae.
AUGUUUUAUUUAUUGAUAAACUUAAUUUAGUUGGCUAAUUCAGAAUGGCAACUAAUAUACAGUGACUUUUAUGAAGAAAAAAUAGUAACAAAUUUAAAUUGGAAAUCGUUAGAAAGUUGCUCAAUUUUAAGUUCAUAAUCAACAUCAACUAGAUAAUGUAUGAAAAAUAGCUUAGAGUUUAUAAGAUUGAAUGAAAUUAUAAGAGGAGUUGAAAAAGAAUUUUAUUAUCCUCACUAUUAAAUUCGAAUAAUCACAGAUGUCAUAUAUAUUUAUGCAAAAUCGGGAGUUAAUACUGUAUUUUAAAUACAAUUAAUUGAUUUUUCAGGAUUGUUAGUGAUUUUUUAAAGACUUUAUUAAGAAAAUAUUUUAUAAAAAUACGAUAAAGUUUGUUAGUUUGAUUGUGGGCCAGGUUGUAAUAGUAUAGAUAAGACUAGAAUGGAAAUCAAGACGCAAAUUAUUGAUGCAAUAAACCAUUAAAUUCCGAGCUUUAAAAUUACUUAUUGUUUUUAACCUCAAGAUAAUUUAAUGCGCCUUGGUUUAAGAAACAUUUUAAUUUAUGCUAAUUCAUGCCAUAUAUCAUGUGCUUCAUGCAAUGGAAGCACAAAAUCUGAUUGCCUAACUUGUUACUAAGGAUCACCAUAAGGAGGUAUUUGUGUUUGUGAUGAAUCAAAUAAAUUUACACAUAAAUUGAUUGGUUGCGUAUAAGAAUGUCCGAGGGAUUAUUAUCUAGCAGAUAACUUAAAUUACUGUUAAUUUAACCCAAGUAUUUUAAUUAUUUAUAUUAGGAAUUAAAUCAAUGUAUAAUUACUUUACUUAAUCCACAUUUAGUAAUGGAAAUUAAAUACCAUAUGAGCCAUGGAUAUAUUAUCCUGAUCCAUUUCAUAUUAGUAAUUCAAAUAAUAUAUUUGUUUGCUCCGGGCAGGAUUAAGUUGGAAAAUUUAGUUAUUCUUAAUCUAUGCAAUUGAGAUUGCCAGAAAAUUAAGGUCUUGCCUUUUUAAGAAUCAGAGUAUCCUUUUACUUUUUUGGAUGGUAGUCAGAUUCUGUGUUAAAAAUAACAGUAGAUUAAUAUUCUUAAAUGAGAAUAGAGAAAACUCUGAGCAAUUACACCAUAUUCAAUGGAAGGCUAAAUAAAUUUGAUAGCUUAAGUUGUUCAUCUAACAAUUAUGAUUUUUUGAGAAUUGAAGCAGUUUUAAAAACCUAUACAGCAACUCCAAUUAUUUAAUUUUAGGCUAUUUAAAAGCUUGAUAGUGAAUUUUGGAGUUUUAAUAAUGUGACCAUUGAUUAUGGGUUAUGUUAAAGUAAUUGUACAAAAUGUGAAACUUAUUCUAAAUGCUUAAUUUGCGAAUCAAAUUUUAAAUUAUAUAGGGGAAUGUGUGUGGAAUCAUGUCCUAUGCACUCAUAAUUAAAUAAUGAUAAUUGCUUGGAUUAUGAAGACCUUAUAAAUAGUAAAAUAUUCUUAAUAUAUUAGAUAGUAGAUAUUUAAUAAAAGCAUUUUAUGAUAUGAACACUACUUUUGAAGAAGUUACUAAGGUUGUUGAUAAUUUCACACAUUUAAAUGACAAUAUUUAAACAUCAUUUACAGGAGCAAUUUAUUCUUUUGUUCCUGAAAAAUCAGUUUUAGGGGGAGUUUUAGUAUGGAGACAAGGAAAAUUUAAAAAAACAUUUCAAAAUCUACAACCACACUAUAAAGUGAGCAUUAGAAUGAAUAUUACAUAUGGAGAUGAAAAUAAUGGUUGGUUUAAAUAUGAACUAGAUUCAUAUUAAUCUAAUUAAAUUGAUAAUCCAAAAACAGGAAAUAUUAACUUAGUUGGAGACAAUUAAAAAGAGACAACUGUUUUUGUAGAAUAUUAAUAUUCUCAUAAUUAAAAUUAAUUAGAUAUUGUAUUAUCAGCUGAUACUGAAAAAUCGUCACUGGAAGAUGCAUUUAUAUAUGUUUCAGAAUAUUUUGUAAUAGUUCAUUAUGUAUGAAUUAUAAAUAUGUCUAGUGUGUACCUUUUUGUACUUCAUGCACAGGCCCAACAAUAUCAGAUUGUAGUAUUUAUACUGGUUAUAAUUAAACACAUUAUUGUAGUUCAAAUAUGUACCUCAAGUUUGAUAGUGAUACUUAAAUUCACACUUGCGCAGAAUGUGAUUAAUUAGGGUGUCUUGAAUGUUAAAGUGAAUUAGUUUGUUCAAGAUGUGAAUUCUCAGAUAGAAUAUAAUUCUUAUUGGAUUAAGGUUAGUGUAUAUGUUAUCCAUCUUAAUAUUUAUCAAAUGAUUAAUGUAUAAGUAAUAAUUUAUUAAAUAUUAAAGAAUGCAACCAAUAUUGUGAAAGUUGUUUUGGGUAAAAUUAUGAUUAAUGUUAUUCUUGUAAUUCAGAUUUCCAUAGAGCUAUAAAGGAAUUUAAAUGUUAAUGUUUAGAUGGGUUUUAUGAUGAUGGGUAUAAUCUAGAGUGCAUUCCAAUAUGUGGAGACUAAAAGAUUGUAGAUGGUGAAGAUUGUGAUGAUGGUAAUAGCAAUCCAUUUGAUGGGUGCGAUUUAUGUAGAUAUUAAUGUUAAGAUGCAUGUUUGAAUUGUCUUAAUGGUAAAUGUUAUUAAUGUAAACAUGGAUAUACUUAUCAUUAAACUACUUACUAAUGUUUAACAACAUGUGGAGAUUAGAUUAUUUAAGGAAAUGAAUAAUGUGAUGAUGCCAAUAAUGAUGUUUAAGAUGGAUGUUAUUUAUGUAAUUUAUAAUGCGAUGUUCAUUGCAUCAAUUGUUAAAAUGGCCAUUGUUUUAAAUGUGAUGAACUUAAUGGAUGGUAUUUUGAUGGUUCCAAUAAUUGUCAUAAUAUUUGUGGAGAUGGAAUUAUUACUAAAGAUUAAGAGUAAUGUGAUGAUAAUAAUUAGAAUCCAUUUGAUUUAUGCAAUAAUUGUCUAUUAGGAUGUUCAGAUCAUUGUAUUAUUUGUGAGAAUGGUCUAUGUUUAUAAUGUGAAGUAGGAUUUAAAUUUUUACAUUAAACUUAAUAAUGUUUACCUAUUUGUGGGGAUUCUAUCAUAGUUGGCUAUGAAUAAUGUGAAGAUGAAUAUUCAUAAAUCAUUAAUUCAUGUCACCAAUGUAAAUUAAAAUGCAAUAGUAAAUGUUUGAUUUGUGAAUAUCAUAUAUGUCUCUAAUGUGAAUUUGGAUAUUUAUUAAGAAACAAUAUGUGUGAACAACAUUGUGGAGAUGGUAUAAAAGUAGGUGAUGAGGAAUGUGAAAACAAAUAAAUUUCUUAAUAAUUAGUCUCUUUAGGAUGUUUAAAUUGUAAAUAAGAUUGUGGAAGUGGAUGUAUAAUCUGUACUAAAGGAAUUUGUGAACUUUGUAAAUCAGGAUACAUUAGACUAUAAUAUGAAUGUAAACCUAUUUGUGGAGAUAUGAUUAUUGUUGAUCCAGAAGUAUGCGAAGAUGCUAAUAUGGAACCAUAUGAUGGAUGUCAUCUUUGCUAGUAUUCUUGUGUCCCUUAAUGUUUAAUAUGUUAAUUAGGAGUAUGCCUUGAAAUGUAAUAACCAAAUAUUGUUGAUAUUAAUCCUAAUGAAACUGUAUUUGCUUGCUCUGAUUAUUGUCUUUAAUGUUAAAAUUAGAAUAUUUGCAUUUAAUGUGAUUAAUAUUUUCAAUUAAGUAAUUCCUAUUGUGUUCCUAUAUGUGGAGAUGGUUUCAUAAUUACUGGUCUUGAACAAUGUGAAGAUGGCAAUGAUAUACAAUUUGAUGGUUGCUAUUAAUGUUAAUUUUAAUGCUCAUAUGGAUGUAUUGAAUGCGAAUAAUUAAAUAAAUGUAUAAAAUGUGAAGACCAUUUAUUCAGAUUAGAUAUAUAAACUAAUCAAUGUGUUAUUAAUGCCAAUUAAAAUGAUAUUGAUGUGUUGUAAAGUACAAUUACAUCAAAUUAUUAAUUAAAUUAAGCUAAAUGUGAUCAAAAUUACAUAUUAAUUAAUAAUAUUUGUAUUAAUUAAUGUGGAAAUGGACAAUUAAAUCCUGACUUUGAGGAAUGUGAUGAUAAUAAUUAUUAAGGAGGUGAUGGAUGUUCACAAAAUUGUAUUAUUGAAGAUUCAUAUCAAUGUUUAAAUACUGAAGGUUAAUUGAGUUUUUGUAUAUUGAUAAGUUCUCCUUAAAUCAUUUUAAAUUUACUCUCAGAAAAAAAAAAUUCAACAUAAAUAGUCGAAGUUACCUUCUCUUAAUAAGUUAAAUUAAAAAAUGAUUUACUAUUUGAAGAUCUAGCUUUAUUUAGUAUUACACCUCUAACAAAUUAUGGAUUAUUUAUUUAACCAAUAAAUAAUAUAUCAACCAUCCUUAGUUAUCCUAUCUAUCAUAUUACUAUCAUAUUUAUGGAACCUGUUUAAGAUCCUGUAUUAGAUAUUAAAAUAGAUUAGUAAACUAUUUAAAAUGAAUUUGAUGUAAACUUAUAAAAAUAUGAAAUGAAAAUUAAUCUAGGAAAUCCUUUUAUCUUAUCAGAAGAAACUUAAAAUAAAUUAUAAUCUGUUAUCAAGAUGAAUGAAGCCGCUAUGUAUUCUAUGACAGGAAUCUCAAGCUUAGCUAUUAUUACAGGAAAUACUAUUAUGUUUGUUAACCUAUUAGAUUUAUUAUAAUCAUUGUCUUAUUUAAGAUAUAUGUAAUAUUAAUUUCCAUCUCAUUUAAUAGAAUUUUUGGAUACCUAUACUAAGGUUUCACUCCAACCAAUCUUAGAUUAAUUAAAGAUUAAUGA